Messenger RNA from Argentina anserina (silverweed cinquefoil), 792 nucleotides. Its product is annotated as bet1-like protein At4g14600. The record is from RefSeq and is a predicted model, not a curated record. The transcript is spliced from 4 exons. NCBI's taxonomy places the organism in Eukaryota, Viridiplantae, Streptophyta, Magnoliopsida, Rosales, Rosaceae. The coding region runs from base 209 to 538 and encodes 109 amino acids.
AUUCCUUUAACAAUCUGCGUUUCUUAAUCCCCACGAAUCCCAACUCCACAAUUCUCCCGGUUCUUCGACUCCUAAACCUCUCCGACUCUUACGUCAGCAACGCCACCGUGAUCGUCGCUCGGCGGUACCCAAUUCUGAUCGCCGUCGAAGGUAGUGAAGAAAUUUGAUAUCUUUGGUGGGUUUGAGGUUUGAGGUUUGAAUUAGAGAGAUGACGCACAGAAGGGUUAACCCAGAUGAAAUCCAAUUGAGGAUUGAUCCGAUUCACGCUGAUGUUGAUGAGGAGAUCACUGGUCUUCGAACCCAAGUCAGAAGAUUGAGAAACGUGGCUCAAGAGAUUGAGGGCGAAGCCAGAAUUCAGAAUUCUAUGCUCAAUCAGCUGGACCUAACAAUGACAAAAGCUGAAGCCUGGUUGAGGAAUAAUGUCAGGAGAUUGAACAGGAGCACCAUCCAAAGUGGUUCAAACCAUGUUGUCCAUGUGGUGUGUUUUGCACUAAUUUGUUUCUUUCUAGUGUACUUUUGGUCCAAGAUAUCCAGAUGAUGAAGGAUGAUCUCAAAAGUAUUUUUGAACUUCCAAAAAUCCUUCCGUUCAAGAAGAGAUUCUCUGGAAUGCCGAAUUACUGGUCUCAUUGUAAAGCCAUUCUCGCGCUUCUGUUACUAUAACAAGUUUGAAUAUUGACUUUAGCACUUCAGUUUUUGGAAAAUAUAGUAAGUGAAGCAGUUGUGUUUUCAAUCAGGGAAACAAUCUUAUGUUUCAGAUAUUAGAGAAAUGAUCUAUGUAAUAAAGUUAUAUCA